Symbiodinium necroappetens is the source of this 1080-nucleotide messenger RNA. NCBI's taxonomy places the organism in Eukaryota, Dinophyceae, Suessiales, Symbiodiniaceae. The record is from the annotation of a GenBank genome assembly.
AUGUACGUUUUCAAGCAAUCCGAUCCCCUCCAUUUGGGACUGCUACGGGCUCUGCCCUAUGCUGCUUUGCUCUGGGCCUUUGUGCCGGAGUGCUGCUCCGAGUGCCUUUUCGAUUGCCGGCCGGUGCGCAAGGAGAGAGGUCUGAUCGCUUCCCAGGUAGUGUACGAGAAGUACUUCGGACUUGGUGGAAGGUACUAUGCCUUCAAAGUUGCCGCACUUCAGGCCUCCACAGUGCUGCUACAGGCGCUUGGCAAGAUGAAGCUGUUUGGCGCGGCACUGGUGUUGCCGGAGAUUGGCCCAGCCUUCUUCUGGAUGUUUGUGGUGUUGCUGGUUUGCAACAGCAUCUAUCCAGCCGUGCUCCUCUGCUGGCUUAGGAAAAGGUGGGCUUUGCGCGCUGCAGUCAUGGAUGCUGCGCUGGAUGUGGGCUACCUGUUUUGCUUUGUAAUGACAGCUGGUCAAAGCUGGGCUCUUCUGGCUCCAACGGAUUUUUUAGGCUACAUGGCCAUCUAUACGAACGUGGCGCACUGCUUGUGCGUCUGCCGAGCCUUGAGUGAUGGCCAUGACCCGACUGGAGGGUCCUGCCCGAGCCGAGAGAAAGGGCACACAGGGAGCCCCGUUUGCAGCAAAGCCAAGUCCCGGGCUUUUGCCGUUUGCUACAGUGCCAUACUGCUCUCGGUUGUCGCCGGGGCUGUCGUUCCUGUCGUUUCAACCCGAUUGCAAGGUUUCUCUUCCGACGCGUGUUUACCAUGCGACUGCUCGGAGCCAGACACGCACGGCCUCAGGCGCCUGGAGUCCUGCGAGUUGGCUGUACUCAUGCGUACGGAGCAUGUUGAUUUUGAGAACAUGAACAUUGGCAGCAUUGCCCCGAAGGCGCUGGAAGGCUUGCACUGGCUGAAAAGUCUGGACUUAGGUGGCAACAAGCUGAGCUCCCUCCCCGCGGGCAUCUUUGACGGCUUGACCAGUCUAACCAGCCUGAGAUUAUCGUCCAACCAGCUGAGCUCCCUCGCCGCGGGCAUCUUUGACGGCUUGACCAGUCUAACCAGCCUGGACUUGGACGAGAACCAGCUGACGACCCUGCCC